GAGCUUAAUUACGGUUUACCCAAAUUUCGAGAGAGAGAGAAAUCAGAGACGAACAGGGACGAAAUACGGAUGAAAAGGGGUUAGUAGGAGCAAUUGGCAAGAGACGUUUUGAUUCUUGGUUCAAGUGGAAGAACAUUUUUGAUUUUUGGUUCAAGUGGAAGAACGUGACGCCAGGACUAUGAAGGUGGAAUUCUCAAUGUAGGUUUCGAUACAAUAUGUUAUCUAUCUCAAAGUUUAUGCGGUGAGACUAUGGAGUGGCUCUUGGCAAUUGUUGCAGCAAUCGUAUGGAGAAUAAGGGUUCGCUUUCUCAUAGCCGUUCCGAGAACAACGGUUCUGGUAAUUGUAAUGGAGUACAGAGUUUGAAGCGGAGAAAGAUAAUCGAGCAGAAAAAAGUCACCGAUCAACUCAUUGAGGUCGCUUGCGCCCAGAAAGACCAUCUUUCACCCUUUCCGUCAUUGCGCCACUACAAUCGCGGCGGUCUAUCUUUGUACCUGCAAUCAGGCCGUGGCAAUAAACUUUCUUGUUCUGUUAAGAAAUACAUUCAAAAUCUCCUCAAGAUCAAUAUGGAGGGGCCAUAUGGAUCACAAUGGCCAACUGAAGAGAAGGUGAAGCACAGGGAAAUGGUUUCAACACAAGCACGUUAUAUAUUUGUGCACGAGGCUUCACAUGCUAAUGCCAAUGGAAAGCCUUCAAAAUCAGAUGGAGAGAAGACAAGUACAACUCUAAAUAAGAAGGAUCCCAUGGUUGCAUUUGUACACUUCCGAUUUAUUAUAGAAGAAAUGAUACCUGUGCUAUAUGUGUAUGAGCUGCAGAUUGAGCCUCGUUUCCAAGGAAGAGGAUUGGGGACUUUCUUAAUGGAAUUAAUUGAGCUUAUUGCUUGCAAGAACUGCAUGGGUGCGGUGGUUUUCACCGUUCAAAAAGCAAACUUCAAAGCUUUGAAUUUCUACCGAAACAGGCUGCGAUAUACCAUUUCAUCUAUUUCACCCUCACGUGCUAAUUCAUUGAUGGCAAUUGAUGCAAGCUAUGAAAUUCUCUGCAAAGCAUUUAAUGAAGAAGCUAAAGCUGUUUUGGAGGGGCCAGCAAUCUCUCGUUCAGAGUUGUUCUAAUUACAGAAUUCCACCUCCCUGAAUCCUUCUUGUUAUCAUCAAUUAGGACGUUUCAAGCAUUCAGAGGUGGAUAGCAAAAUAUUAUGGGAUUGCUACAGCAAAGCUGUAGCAUCUUGAGCUGGAGAAAAUAGCAUAAAAAUGGCAUGGACUCAGUGGCAACUCAUUUAGAACAGAAAAUGAAAAGAAAAAGAAUGGAAUCUGAAAAAAAGGAGGAGAAGCCGAUUUGAGAGGAAGAAGAAGAACAAAGAAUUGGUGCAGAAGAAGAAGUGAAAGCUGAAACACAACUUUGCUGCAACAUUUAGUACCUCAAAACUUUCCUUUCUUCUAUGAUUAGAUUUCACUUUAGCUUGUAGUUUUUUUGAGAGUUCUAAUUGUUAGCUUUGAUUCUCUGUGUUUAAGGUCUUAUUUUAGAGUUGGGAUUUAUGAAACUCUGAUGUUCUGUUGAAGCUCUUUUGAAUGAAUAGUAGAGAUUUUGAAUGAAUGAUUCGUUCUACUC
Messenger RNA from Cucurbita pepo subsp. pepo (vegetable marrow), 1602 nucleotides. RefSeq names its product Acyl-CoA N-acyltransferases (NAT) superfamily protein. Gene Ontology annotation, molecular function: histone H2A acetyltransferase activity; histone H4 acetyltransferase activity; protein N-terminal-serine acetyltransferase activity. NCBI's taxonomy places the organism in Eukaryota, Viridiplantae, Streptophyta, Magnoliopsida, Cucurbitales, Cucurbitaceae. Gene Ontology annotation, cellular component: nucleus. The record is from RefSeq and is a predicted model, not a curated record.